This is a messenger RNA of Balaenoptera acutorostrata (minke whale), 1149 nucleotides long. It is a transcript of the gene GPR88, whose product is annotated as G protein-coupled receptor 88. The record is from RefSeq and is a predicted model, not a curated record. Gene Ontology annotation, molecular function: G protein-coupled receptor activity. The transcript has a single exon. NCBI's taxonomy places the organism in Eukaryota, Metazoa, Chordata, Mammalia, Artiodactyla, Balaenopteridae. Gene Ontology annotation, cellular component: membrane. Gene Ontology annotation, biological process: G protein-coupled receptor signaling pathway. The coding region runs from base 1 to 1149 and encodes 382 amino acids.
AUGACCAACUCUUCCACGUCCACUUCCUCCGCCACCGGGGGAUCGCUGUUGCUGCUCUGCGAGGAAGAGGAGUCGUGGGCGGGCCGGCGCAUCCCCGUGUCCCUCCUGUACUCAGGCCUGGCCAUCGGGGGCACGCUGGCCAACGGCAUGGUCAUCUAUCUCGUGUCGUCCUUCCGAAAGCUGCAGACGACCAGCAACGCCUUCAUCGUGAACGGCUGCGCCGCCGACCUCAGCGUCUGCGCCCUCUGGAUGCCGCAGGAGGCGGUGCUCGGGCUCCUGCCCGCGGGCUCCGCGGAGCCCCCCGGGGACUGGGACGGCGCCGGGGGGAGCUACCGCCUGCUGCGGGGCGGGCUGCUGGGCCUCGGGCUCACCGUGUCCCUCGUGUCCCACUGCCUGGUGGCCCUGAACCGCUACCUGCUCAUCACCCGGGCGCCCGCCACCUACCAGGCGCUGUACCAGCGGCGCCACACGGCCGGCAUGCUGGCGCUGUCCUGGGCACUCGCCCUGGGCCUCGUGCUGCUGCUCCCGCCCUGGGCGCCGCGUCCCGGCGCCGCGCCCCCGCGCGUCCACUACCCGGCGCUGCUGGCCGCCGCGGCGCUGCUGGCGCAGACGGCGCUGCUGCUGCACUGCUACCUGGGCAUCGUGCGCCGCGUGCGCGUCAGCGUCAAGCGGGUCAGCGUCCUCAACUUCCACCUGCUGCACCAGCUGCCCGGCUGCGCCGCCGCCGCCGCCUUCCCGGGCGCCCCUCACGCGCCAGGCCCGGCUGGUGCCGCGCACCCGGCUCAGGCCCAGCCCCUGCCCCCAGCGCUGCACCCGCGGCGGGCGCAGCGGCGUCUCAGCGGCCUGUCGGUGCUGCUGCUCUGCUGCGUCUUCUUGCUGGCCACGCAGCCGCUGGUGUGGGUGAGCCUGGCCAGCGGCUUCUCGCUGCCCGUGCCCUGGGGUGUGCAGGCGGCCAGCUGGCUCCUGUGCUGCGCUCUGUCCGCGCUCAACCCGCUGCUCUACACGUGGAGGAACGAGGAGUUCCGCCGCUCCGUGCGCUCCGUCCUGCCCGGCAUCGGCGACGCGGCGGCCGCUGCCGCCGCCGCCACGGCUGUGCCUGCGGUGUCCCAGGCGCAGCUGGGCACUCGCGCCGCAGGCCAGCACUGGUGA